This is a messenger RNA of Arachis ipaensis, 735 nucleotides long. NCBI's taxonomy places the organism in Eukaryota, Viridiplantae, Streptophyta, Magnoliopsida, Fabales, Fabaceae. The record is from RefSeq and is a predicted model, not a curated record.
AUGGCAGCUGGUAGCAUAAUGUUUGUCUUCUUAUUUCAGGACACAAUGUAUGAUACCAGAGUGGAGGAAGAUGCUGAGUCAUCCGAUUGGGAAGGUAGGGGGGCUUCAAUGUUGCCCGUUUUUUUGGGUUUGGAUGGGUUGCGAGCAGAAGAUGUUCUUGAAAUGAAGUUUUCUUCACCUCAGGAGGCAGGCGGCUUCUAUAACAAUUACAGCCGACUAAAGGGCUUUGCAUCACGGCGAGGCAAGACGGUUAGAAACACUGCCGGAGAGAUCGUGCGGUACAGUUUUGUUUGUAAUAGGCAAGGAUUUAGAGAGAAGAAAUGGUUGGAAAAGGUUGAUCGCAAAAGGGAGCAUAAGGUCGUUACCCGAUGCGGAUGCAUGGCGGAGAUGAGGAUAAAGAGGAAAGACGGUAGUGGGAGGUGGUAUGUUUCGCGUUUUGUCGAGGAGCAUAACCACGAACUUGCGUAUGGGAAGCUUGUUGGUUAUCUGCGGUCACACAGGAAGAUAUCUGAGGUAGAAGUUGCUCAGCUAACAAGCAUGAGGGAGAUUGGGAUUAGCAUACCUAAGAUUUAUGAGUCUUUCGCAGCACAACUGGGGGGCUUUAAUUUGGUAACAUUCACAAAGCAAGAUAUGUAUAAUGAGAUACGGAAACAGAGAGGUCUGCAAGGCGGAGAUGUAAGUGCGGCUAUUAGGUACUUGGAAGGUCUGGCACGCAUGGAUGGGAAAAUGUUUUAG